AUGCCCAAACGCACCCGCCCACCGACCAUCAUCACCCUCCCGGCCUCGUCCCCGCCGCCCCUCCCGCCCACGUCCCCGACCACCAACACCUUCCUCGCCGAGCGCUUCGGGCCCGCCGCGGGCCCGCGCAAGCGCUGGCUCAUCUACUUCGUCACGGGCAACCCGGGCCUGGUCGGCUACUACGACCUGUUCCUGUCGCACCUGCAUUUUUUGCUCACCGCGCACCCGACGCUGGCGCCGCGCCACGCCUUCGACGUCUUCGCCCGCAGCCUGUCGGGCUUCGAGGCGCGCGGCGCCGAGAGCGCGGGAGGCAGCGUUUGGCCGGCCAACGCCAAGGACGGGAGGGCCCGCGCCGGCAGCAAGCGCGGGUGGGGCAGGCUGAAGCGGCCGCCGUUUGGGCUGAGGGAGCAGGUGGAUGGCGUGGAGUGGGCGCUUUGGGACCAUGUGAGGGGGAUGAGGGAGGAGGGCGAGGAGGAGUACGACGAUGGUGAUGGAGAGAGGUUCGGGUCCGGGUCCGGGUCGUCGUCGGCGGUGCUGGUGAACGGGGUAGGGGGGGAGGAGGGGGAGGGUGGUGAUGAUGAUGAGGCGCACGGGAAGGAGGGGGAGGAGACGAGGGUGGUGGUGAUUGGGCAUUCAGUGGGGGCGUACAUGGCGCUGGAGGUGGUGAAGCGGUGGCGGGAGUCGUUGAAGGUGAAGCAGAGGCGGGCGCGGGAGAAGAGCGAGAAGGAGGAGGCGGUGGACGGCCCGGUGACGAUGCUGGACGCGAGCGCCUACGCCGAGGACGCCGAUGUAGAGGAGAAGGAGGGAGGCAGGAUCGUGGGAGGCGUGUGCUUGUUCCCGACCGUGACGCACAUUGCCAAAAGCAGCAGCGGGAUGAAGCUCACCAUGCUCCUCGAAUCGCUCCCCACCCUCCCCGUCCUCGCCUCCGUCCUCGCCCACGUCCUCACCUUCUUCUUCCCCACCCUCCUCCUCGCCGAGCUCCUCGCCCUCGUCCUCGCCCACCCGCCCGACGCCGCCCGCACCACGGCCGAGUUUCUGAAAUCCCCCCACGGCGUCCGCCAGGCCCUGCACCUCGCCGCCGACGAGCUGCUGUCCAUCACCGCCGACCGCUGGGACGACGAGGUCUGGGGCUCUUCUUCCGCCUCCUCCUCCGCGGCGGCGGCGACAACAGGGCCGAGCCCCGCGGUCGGCGCCGUGCCGCCGCGGACGAAGCUGUUUUUCUUGUUUGGAAAGGACGACCACUGGGUCGCGGACGAGACGAGGGACGAGCUGAUGAGGGAGAGGGGCCGGACGAGGGCGCAGAGGGGUGAGGCCGAGAGGUGGAGGCCCGUCAUGGAGGUGGAUGAGACGGGGAUUCCGCAUGGGUUUUGCAUCGUGGCCGAGAGGGUGGCCAGAUACAUAGAGGAGAUCGUUAGACAAGAAACAGUUUGA
Molecule: messenger RNA, 1431 nt
Organism: Diplodia corticola
Lineage: Eukaryota; Fungi; Ascomycota; Dothideomycetes; Botryosphaeriales; Botryosphaeriaceae
Product: mfs transporter
Exons: 3
Coding region: 1-1431 (476 amino acids)
Biological process (GO): lipid storage
Cellular component (GO): lipid droplet
Molecular function (GO): lipase activity
Source: RefSeq, a predicted model, not a curated record